Messenger RNA from Rubroshorea leprosula, 499 nucleotides. Lineage: Eukaryota; Viridiplantae; Streptophyta; Magnoliopsida; Malvales; Dipterocarpaceae. The record is from the annotation of a GenBank genome assembly.
CACUUGCAAAGGUUCAAGAAAUGUUGCAAGCUCUAUAGGGGUUCUCAUUUGAAUUCACCCAACCAUUGGUGACAAUUAGAAAUGAUUCUUGCGGGUUUUAUUGGAUUGUAGCAUUUAUUGCCUUAGGAAAAAGCUUGGAAAGCAUGACAUCUCCUCAAAAGAUUAACUUUGUGGCAUUGGGGAUUUAUGGCAUGGUGAUCUUCCCUAUCUAUGUUAAAACCAUAGCACCUAUGGUGAUAGCCUUGUUUGAGCAAUUGUUGCAUACUUUGGUGUUUAAUCAUGCUUUUACAAUGGUGGCGUGGCUGAAACUUUGAGGUCUAUGGGAGAUAUUAGGGCAAAGGGAUCCGAUCAUUUCUCGAGUUGCAUUGAGUUGUUCACUACAUGGGCACAUAGUCACUUGAUGGGUUCACAAUUUGAAGCUUUACUCAGUGUUCCUAUAAAAGAUAGAACGAUCGAGGACAUUUUUUGUUGCCACAAUUAAUAAUGUCAGGUUUGUUCU